This is a messenger RNA of Daucus carota subsp. sativus, 1939 nucleotides long. RefSeq names its product D-xylose-proton symporter-like 2. Lineage: Eukaryota; Viridiplantae; Streptophyta; Magnoliopsida; Apiales; Apiaceae. Gene Ontology annotation, cellular component: membrane. Gene Ontology annotation, biological process: D-glucose transmembrane transport. Gene Ontology annotation, molecular function: symporter activity. The transcript has 14 exons. The record is from RefSeq and is a predicted model, not a curated record. Bases 264 to 1760 code for a protein of 498 amino acids.
ACUCCUAUUAACAACGUUCUCGCUGAGAAAAUCACAGAAAAUUGAUUGAUGAAUCGGGAUAAGUGCAAAUAGGCGGGUCCCUGCUGUAUCGCUAAAAUCGUAUCUCGUGGCCUCCAGAAUCGUCGCUAAUAAUAAUUUCAUUUCGUUCCGACACGCCUCCUAUAUAUAUCGCUGUAUGAAUGAAUGAAAGAUGUUGAUGAGUACCGUUACUCCCACCUAACAACACAGCUAACCACCAUUCAUAGCAUAAGACCGAUCCAAUUAUGGCGGCCGCCGCCGGUUCAUCGGACCCGGAGAAGAACCCUCUCUCCGUUCCCAAGUCUUCCGGCGAAGUGAGUCAACUCCGGGAGCCUCUUAUCAGCUCUGAAGAUUAUUCUCUGCGUGCUGUGAUUGCCCCAUUUCUUUUCCCUGCCUUUGGAGGACUGCUGUAUGGCUACGAUAUCGGUGCCACGUCUAGUGGUACUAUUUCUCUUCAGUCAGAAUCAGUAAGCGGAAUUUCAUGGUACGGUCUGUCUUCUGUGCAAGUUGGUCUCAUAACUAGUGGCUCGCUAUAUGGAGCUUUGAUAGGUUCUCUCCUGGCAUUUAAGAUUGCUGAUUUUCUGGGAAGAAGGAAGGAGUUGUUACUGUCUUCUACACUCUAUCUAAUUGGAGCCCUCAUAACAGCACUAGCACCUAAUUUCGUUGUUAUGGUGAUUGGCCGUUUAAUAUAUGGUAUUGGGAUUGGGCUGGCGAUGCAUGCUGCUCCUAUGUACAUUGCUGAGACUGCUCCGAGUCAUAUACGAGGACAACUAAUUUCAAUGAAAGAGUUUCUUAUAGUUUUUGGAAUGCUUCUAGGCUAUACAGUCGGCAGCCUUCUGAUCAAUACUGUUGCUGGUUGGCGCUACAUGUUUGGAUUUGGUGCCCCUUUGGCUGUAAUUAUGGGAAUCGGGAUGUGGUGGCUUCCUUGUUCACCUCGAUGGAUUCUUUUAUGUGCUUUACAAGGAAAAGGAAACAUGCGGGAAUUAAGAGAGAGCGCCAUUUGUUGUUUGUGUCAGCUGAGAGGUAAAGCUGUUACCGAAUCAGCUGCUGAACAAGUAGAUGACAUGUUAGCUGAGCUUUCGGAUAUCAGUGAAGAAAAUGAUGUCAAACUAGGGGACAUGUUCCAAGGCAAAUGUUUAAAAGCCCUCACCAUUGGUGCUGGCUUAGUUUUGUUUCAGCAGAUAACGGGGCAACCUAGUGUGCUUUACUAUGCUGGAUCAAUAUUUCAGAGUGCAGGGUUCUCAGCAGCAUCUGAUGCAACAAGGGUCUCCAUUCUUCUUGGGUUAUUGAAGUUAUUUAUGACAGGAAUCGCUGUGCUAGUUGUUGAUAAACUUGGGAGACGCCCUUUAUUACUUGGAGGUGUUUCAGGCAUGGUAAUAUCUUUAUUUCUCCUGGGAUCAUAUUACACUUAUCUGGAUAACGCGCCUGCCGUGGCUGUAGGGGGGUUGCUGUUUUAUGUUGGAUGUUAUCAGUUGUCUUUUGGUCCUAUUGGCUGGCUGAUGAUUUCAGAGAUUUUUCCAUUACGCUUGAGGGGACGAGGAUUGAGUAUUGCAGUUCUUGUUAAUUUUGGUGCGAAUGCAGUGGUGACAUUUGCCUUUUCUCCUUUGAAGGAGAUACUUGGAGCUGGAAUUCUGUUCUUCAUCUUUGGAGGGAUAGCUCUUCUGUCUCUUGUUUUCAUAUUCUUCAUUAUACCGGAGACAAAAGGUCUCACUUUGGAAGAGAUAGAGGCCAAAUACCUGUAGGAUUUGUUCAUCAUUACUAUAGCCUAUAGGCAAAGUUCUCAUAUGCUUGAUAAACUUGAAUGAUAGCCCACCACGGAAUGUGAUGUGUCUGUCCUUAUAGAAGCUUAAAUGUUUAAAGUUCCUAAAAAAACCAUGUUGCGACCUUAAUACUCCAUCAUUAGUUGACUGUUUAUAUGCUC